AAAGAGAAAAUGUCUUUGAUAAAUUUAGGAUCGAUAAAAAUUCUUAUUUGUGAGCAUUCUUUAUUUUAUGGCAACUUUAUUCAGCAGUCAGGCUAGUCUCGUAAUCCGUGUGUGACUUUUGAGUUUAUUUUUUUAAUUUCUGAGCGAAAUUUUAAAAUGUAUACUGUCUCAAAAGGACCUAGCAAAAUAGUGGCUAAAACUCGAAGAGGUCUAUCACAGAAUUUAGAAAGAUUAGACAGUCGUAAGGAUCAUAACAGGAAAUCUUCAGAGUCUGAUAAUGGAGAAGUCGUCAACAUGCCCAAACCUAUCUUUCAUCUCCAAUGGCAAAAAAAAAGACACUACAACCAGAGAAUACAACACCAUGUAAUCACACCACAACAUGAAGAAAUUAUUAGAUUUAUAAGUGAAACUUGGACACAAUCGGCCUAUGGUGAAAGUGAGCCAUCAUCACCUACCAGCACAAUUGGAUCAGGAAGUUCAUCACCGGCCCCGCCCUCAAACCUGUAUUACCAAGAUGACGCUCCCAGCCCCAUCCUGCGGGACUUCAAGCCCUUCGACCUGGAGACGUGGUGGGGCAAGCGUCUCUUCCAGAACAUCACCAGCUCACUCUGAGUGUACACAGCACGACAGCACACAGGGGGAACACGAAAAUUUACGGUAGUGUAAGUCACAAUCAUCUGUAGUUUACUAAAUUUUAUACUAUAUUUUAUAUAAAAUAAUUAAAACAAAAAUACCAGUAUUUUUCGCUAAAUAGAAGUAAUGCUGAUAUUUGCUCGUGUUUGCUACAUUUGUAGUAGUUAGACUGUUAGUAUGGUUCAUACUACAUAACUAUACAUUAAUUAAAUUAAUAAUCAAAUAGGAUAAUGCAAGAGAUUAAGUAAUCUACAGAUGAUUGUGGAUCUCAAUAGUUAUUUCAUAAUGUAAGUGAAAUUUUC
This is a messenger RNA of Manduca sexta (tobacco hornworm), 935 nucleotides long. RefSeq names its product MAPK regulated corepressor interacting protein 2. The record is from RefSeq and is a predicted model, not a curated record. NCBI's taxonomy places the organism in Eukaryota, Metazoa, Arthropoda, Insecta, Lepidoptera, Sphingidae.